AUGCUCCCCAAUGGCACCUGCACCAGGCUCCCGGGCGGUGCAGGCAGCGACAGCGGCGGCAGCGACAGCGGCGGCGGAGGAGCCGGCGGCCCCUUGGAGGAAGCGGCGGCAGGGGGCAUGGACUCGGGCGGCAGGAACUCCUCUGGCGCUCCGAACAGCACCCUGAGCGAGUCUCAGGGCAGCGCCAUCCUCAUCUCAUUCAUCUACUCCGUGGUGUGCCUGGUGGGGCUGUGCGGCAACUCCAUGGUCAUCUAUGUGAUCCUGCGCUAUGCCAAGAUGAAGACGGCCACCAACAUCUACAUACUCAACUUGGCCAUCGCGGACGAGCUGCUGAUGCUCAGCGUCCCCUUCCUGGUCACCUCCACCCUGCUGCACCACUGGCCCUUUGGCUCGCUGCUCUGCCGCCUGGUGCUCAGUGUAGACGCCAUCAACAUGUUCACCAGCAUCUACUGCCUGACCGUGCUCAGCGUGGACCGCUACAUCGCUGUGGUGCACCCCAUCAAGGCGGCGAGGUACCGCCGGCCCACUGUGGCUAAGAUGGUCAAUCUGGGCGUCUGGGUGCUUUCCAUCCUCAUCAUCCUACCCAUCAUCAUCUUCUCCAACACAGCGGCCAACAGUGAUGGAACGGUGGCUUGCAACAUGCUCAUGCCAGAGCCCACCCAGAGGUGGCUGGUGGUCUUUGUGGUCUACACCUUUCUGAUGGGCUUCUUGCUGCCUGUGGUGGCCAUCUGCCUCUGCUACAUCCUUAUCAUUGCCAAGAUGCGCAUGGUGGCCCUGAAGGCCGGCUGGCAGCAGCGCAAACGCUCAGAGCGCAAGAUCACUCUCAUGGUCAUGAUGGUGGUGAUGGUCUUCGUCAUCUGCUGGAUGCCCUUCUACAUCGUGCAGCUGGUCAAUGUCUUUGUAGAGCAGGAUGAUGCCACCAUCAGCCAGCUCUCCGUCAUCUUGGGCUAUGCCAACAGCUGUGCUAACCCCAUCCUCUAUGGCUUUCUCUCGGACAAUUUCAAGCGGUCCUUCCAGCGGCUGCUCUGCCUCAGUUGGAUGGACAAUGCUGCAGAGGAACCCAUCGACUACUAUGCCACUGCCCUCAAGAGCAGGGCAUACAGCGUGGAGGACUUUCCCCCGGACAACUUGGAGUCAGGGAGCAUGUACAGGAACGGCACUUGCACCUCCAGGAUUACCACCCUCUGAGGAAGCAUUCCUGCCCUACCGCCCCCCCACUGCCCCCAGCAGGAGGGUGAGCGAGGCCAGGGCUGUGGCACAGGGAGGACGGGAGGGAGGGGGUUUUGGUCCAGCCCACCGACAGCAGCGUUUGG
Molecule: messenger RNA, 1313 nt
Organism: Cygnus atratus (black swan)
Lineage: Eukaryota; Metazoa; Chordata; Aves; Anseriformes; Anatidae
Gene: SSTR1
Product: somatostatin receptor 1
Exons: 1
Coding region: 1-1188 (395 amino acids)
Biological process (GO): neuropeptide signaling pathway; cellular response to estradiol stimulus
Cellular component (GO): membrane; neuron projection
Molecular function (GO): somatostatin receptor activity; neuropeptide binding
Source: RefSeq, a predicted model, not a curated record